This is a messenger RNA of Gongylonema pulchrum, 609 nucleotides long. The record is from the annotation of a GenBank genome assembly. Lineage: Eukaryota; Metazoa; Nematoda; Chromadorea; Rhabditida; Gongylonematidae.
AUGAUUGCGGUUUGCUUGAUAUUGUUCGCUUGCACAGCUGCAGCGUCGGCAGGUGACCAGGAGAAAGUCGACGAGAAGCCGCCAAGAGAUGAUGAUUCCUUUUGUACCAAGGCGGAUUGUCCGUUGUACGGGUCGUGCUUGGAUUGUAAAUUUCCCGAAUGUGAAUAUGGAUCUUCAGUGAUACUAAACUGUACUACGAAGAGGCAUUGCGCUGGACAAUAUACAGUACAGAAAGAAGCAAAAUGCCGAUACUGCUGGCAAACGGAUGUCACAGAACACCACUGCGCACCGGUGCGGAACUGUUCAACCGUAGCUGUGCGACUUUUCCGCACAACGUGCCAUGUGCACCAAUGGGUCACAUGCAAAGGUCGACGUGCUUUCUAUAAAAAUGUUAGGUGCAGCUGGUCUUCAGGAUACAGUUGGUGGAAGGCGAUGUUUCUUUCGAUAACACUGGGUGGUUUUGGUGCUGAUCGUUUUUAUCUUGGCAUGUGGAAAAGUGCGAUCGGCAAACUGUUCAGUUUUGGAGGAUUUGGUGUGUGGACGCUGGUGGAUGUCAUUUUGAUUGGUGUGGGAUACAUCGGUCCUGCUGACGGUUCUUUGUUUAUAUGA